This is a messenger RNA of Bacillus rossius redtenbacheri, 4023 nucleotides long. Its product is annotated as neuronal acetylcholine receptor subunit alpha-10-like. Gene Ontology annotation, molecular function: excitatory extracellular ligand-gated monoatomic ion channel activity; transmembrane signaling receptor activity; transmitter-gated monoatomic ion channel activity involved in regulation of postsynaptic membrane potential. Gene Ontology annotation, biological process: chemical synaptic transmission; regulation of membrane potential; nervous system process. The record is from RefSeq and is a predicted model, not a curated record. NCBI's taxonomy places the organism in Eukaryota, Metazoa, Arthropoda, Insecta, Phasmatodea, Bacillidae. Gene Ontology annotation, cellular component: synapse; neuron projection; plasma membrane. Bases 66 to 1226 code for a protein of 386 amino acids. The transcript has 9 exons.
GACCCGGUUGUCGACAAGCGAGCAUCUCAUAUCUGCCCAGCAGCAGCCGACGGCGACUCGGGACCAUGGAGUGCGCGAACAGCCCCACUGCGCCGCUGUUAGCGCUGAAGAGCGACCUCUUCUGCGACUACGACGCCUCGGCGCUGCCGCAAGGCCACGACGCCAACGGCACGGCGGUGUUCGUGCGGCUGGUCCUCCAGUUCCUGCAGUUCUGGGAAUCUGAAGACACGUUACGCCUUCACGUAUGGAUGGAUUUCGACUGGACGGACGCCAGGCUGUCCUGGGACCCCGCCUCGCACUCCGGGCUGACCAGCCUGACGGUCGACAAGCACUUGCUGUGGUUCCCAGACAUCAUGCUGUACAGCUCGUCACGCACGGAGCACUCGCAGCCCGUGCCUCGCAACCUCAGCUGCACCGUGAGGCACGGCGGCAACGUGUCGUGCACCGCGCAGACCGUGAUCUCGGGCAAGUGCCGGGCUGACGUGCGGCGCUGGCCCUUCGAUGCUCAUCGCUGCAGCCUGAGCGUGGGCUCCCAGGCGCACUCGCACAGCGAGAUACAGUUGCAGCUGCCCCACGAGCCGAUACUGCUGUACCGCUUCCAGCAGAGCCGGCAGUGGCACCUGGUGAAGAUAAACGCCCGCAGGCCGUCGCAGGGCGCGGAGUACUCCUGGCUGGAGUACGACGUCCACCUCGAGCGGCACGCCCAGGGCUACUUCACGGUGGUGGUCGUGCCUGCCCUAGCUCUUGCCGCAAUGACGCUGUUAACUUUGUGGGUGGAGCCCGAAUGUUCGGAGCGCAUCAUCAUGAGUGGUUUGAACAUUGCUGGCCAUGUGUUGUUCAUGCAAUACGCCAUGCACCUGGUGCCGUCUAACGCCGAUCAACCGCCACUGGUCUUUCGGUUCUACCUCGAUUCCCUCGUGCUGGCCAUUCUGACGACGGUGACCUCAGUGGUAACAUAUGCACUGACGACGAGGAAAAGUGCUCUGCCAACGUACUUGGCACGGUGCACACAAAGCUUCGCAGGCAACAUUGUUGGAAAGUUUAUUUUACCUGAAGAAUUCAAAUCAAAGGAAGAUGGUGCUGAAGAAGAGAUAGAUGAAGAGCAAACCCGCAGUAAAAGCAAUACACCAAUAGAAUGGCGAAUGUUGGCAACUAUGGUGGACCGUAUGGUGUUCGCCAUGUACGUUUUUAUAAUUGUUAUUCUUAUGCACAGAUUUAUUGUGUAACUUGAUGUGUACAAGUAAGCAAAGUAUCACAGGGUGUCCCGCAACACUCAAAAAACAGAAUUCCCUUACUUAUUCAGAUCUUUUAUGAUUUUUCACUCUCUCCUUAUGUAGUAAUAAAGUAAGACACAAUGCACCCAGAGAAGGAUGUUUUAACAGAGAUGCUGGAAAAAAAAGACUUCCCUUGUAUUUACAUAAUUCUAUUGAAGACAAAUAUGUAGUGCGCACCAUAGUGAAUGGUGAUCAUUACCUUGAAAAUGUUAGAUUUUCACUUCCCAAAUUAUAGAUGCAACAUGCAAUGUGGGUAAAUACAGUAAUAUUUUAUGUGUACAAUAUAUUAACGAAUCUAAAUUUUUGCACAACAUAUAAAACUACCAUAGUCACAACAAAUAAAACUACCAUAGUCACAUCAAAUUUAAGGAUUCUUGAAUGUGUGACCGAACUGUUAACAUUUUAACAUCAAAAUGCCUGGAAGCCCGGUCCCAAUCCUGUCAAAUCUGCCACCCCCCGCAGGUGGAACGCACUCGCUCUCCACCCAAACCAGUAAAUUCCCUCCCCCCUUUUGUGUUGAUUAAUUGUUUGCCAGUGUUCUGCGAGAGUAUCAAGUGUCAUAAUCCCUUAGGAUUUGUGAACAUCCAGUGUAGUUAUAUGUGAAUGCAACAAUUCCCACAAUGAGAUAAACUUAUUCAAGUCAUUGAUAAAAACAGAAAUUAAGUUCCUUGGUCAAAAUGGAAAAUUCACUAUGUUUUAUUUCAAGUCAAGUGUGCCAGUUAAUAAUGGUAGUAGUAACGUUAACUUUUUUCAACCAUUUUCUGGAACAAUUUGGCACGAGAGAGACAUCCCGACACCUGGAGUAUGAGUACAACCACGACCUGGCGACCAUAACCACAAUAUUCAGAUGUGCAUUAUGAUGGGCCUUAAACUUUUUAACUACUCCCACGUGACCCUGGGUCAUGUACAGCAAGGCUUAACCCGGCCACUUUAACUUUGCCAAGAGGCCACACCGUGAAGUAUUAAUUUACUGUACUGGCUGCCUCCAGUCAAAACCACAACAAAGAGACUGCAGCUAGGGAUUUUGUUUUUAAUAGUAAUUUGCAACAGCUUGGAUUAAGCGCUUUACGUGUUCACACCAAACUACUGUAUGUUUGUGCCUGAACAAUAAUGAUUAAAGUGUCUUGCAAACUAUCUUGUCAUUGAUGGUUUUGCAUGCAUAUUCAUGAAAGAAUCAACCUACUUUAUUGAUAAGGAAACUGUGAAUCAGUAUAGCAGGCCGCUUUUACCAUAGUAGAUUCUUCACCCUACAACACUGGGGCCAAUGAUGCAUGUCAACAUUAAAUUAGCCACUACCAGAUAGCCUGAUGCCACACAGACAUUUCCAAUUUGAAGUCAAAUCCAGUAAAAAACACUGCCCACCCCCAGCAUCAAGCAUAUUACCUCAGGUGAUAAUAGUAUUAAUUUGCCAAGAAACUAUGAAAAAAGUUGUUUUUUUGUACAUCACACUUGAACACCAUCACAGAUGAAAUUGAGCCUCUCACUUGCCAAAAAAUAAAUCUAUGAUCAAACACACUUGACUAGACGUCUGCAACAAAGACUGAACUCUAAUACUAUAUGCAUGAGCCAUAAAUGGAUUGUUAGCAACACAGAAUACGGCUGUGUCUAUAAUCAUUUAAAUUCCCUGAUACUUCAUUUUUCCAGAAUUCAAUUAUUGCCUGAAUAUUCCAAGUUUCCUUGUUUUCCCAAGUGAUUCUUUGAUUCUAAUGAUUCAUUAUGUGUUUUAUCAACUGUAAUGAGAAUCGAGCGGCCUCUUUUAUGACAAUCGCUUUGAUGUCGAGUGAAAUGUGGAAACACGGGAUUUAUUUUCAUGUGGACCUGUAAGAUAUUAAGUUUUUUAUUCUUUCAACAAUUAAUAGGGCACAACACAGUGUUAAAAUAAAGCAUUAGUACUAAAUAUUUUGAAGUUAUUUAUUUAAUUUACAAUCUUAUCAAAAAAUAACUUAGGUAAUUUCCUCAGCAGUCAAACGACACAAAAUCUCGUAAGCCAACGAUCCAGAUUCAGGUUUUAGAACUGCAGUAAGAAACAACAGUGUCCGAAUCUAUGAAAUGUCAAUAAUUUGAUAUCUGAAGUUUUAACUUUUUCCAAUACAUAUGACUCACAGUUUGCUGUUGUCAUAUCACUCACCAACCACAAAGUUGACCCAAAUCUAUUUCUCAGCAAUGAGAAACUGAAAUAUUUAAUUUCUAAGGUAGAAUUGUGAUGGAAGCAUCAUUCAGCUGGAGAGUUUUUCAGGGCUUCACUAUCAAAUGCAUUCUCUCACUGCUCUGUUCCCAAUCGCCUUACCGCCUAUUUGCACAGUGUUCAGCCCAGGCAACACCGGGUACUGCAGCGUGCGUGUGCAUGUCUAUAUAUAACAAAAUUGGUUAAAAUAUUUUGAAGCUGCUUGGAUAUUGUACUUCAUUUAAAGUUAUUAGAAUGACAGCAAUAUGGCACAGGUGGUGUCCUUCUCUGUAACUACCUGUCCUUUUUUAAUACAGCAUCGUGGAAGAAGUCCCACACCCUAUUAAUGAGUAUUUUACUUGUUCUUUAAAAAGCUUUCUGUUUGAGAAGAAUAUUUCCUUUAAGUGUUGAGGAAGCUCAUGUAGCUUUCUUUUUCUGCUGAGUAAGGCCAUUUUGUCAUUAAAUUUACCAGUUGCAUAAGUAAAUGUUUUUUGUCUUGUAUAAUGCUCAUGAAUUUUAUAUGUACUAAUAUGUACUGAGUAGCACAGUGAUAAAAUAGUAUAUUAAACAUAGUGCUCUGAUGAA